GUUUGUUAUUGGAAAAGCUGACAGCAGAGCGAGGCAGCGGGGAGGGGAGAUUUAACGCAGAGAGGUGGCUGCCUGACUUUGACUUGGUCAGUGAAGGCCUCAUGCAGCUUCUUAACAGCAACUCUAUCCACGUUUUAUCUGCCUGACACACCUCGGCUUGCAUCAGAGCUCACGGGGAGCCCACAGAGGGGAGUACAGACAGGGAUUAAGAGGAAACAGGAAGAGGAAAAAAAAAGCAAACAUGAUGACCCAGGAACAGUGCACUCAUAGGAACAAUGUCCAGAGUUCAGAGAAACCCCAAGUGUACAAAGUGGGAAUAUACGGCUGGAGGAAACGCUGCCUUUACUUCUUCGUCCUGCUGCUGAUGAUCCUGAUCCUGAUCAACUUGGCACUAACUAUCUGGAUCCUUAAAGUCAUGAACUUCACCAUAGAUGGAAUGGGCAAGCUGAGAAUAACAGAGAAGGGCCUGAGACUGGAAGGGGAGUCUGAGUUUCUCCAACCCCUCUAUGCCAAAGAAAUCCAAUCCAAACCAGGUCGUCCGCUGUUAUUGCAGUCGUCCAGAAACGUGUCGGUCAAUAUCGUCAACAGCAACAACCAGCUGCUCACGCAGCUUGUAACAGGAUCGAGUGGAGUUAAAGCACGAGGAAGGAUGUUUGAAGUCAAAUCCAAUACGGGGAAGCUGCUGUUCUCCGCCGACGAGCAGGAGGUGGUGGUGGGCGCCGAGAGGCUCCGAGUGAUGGGGGCCGAAGGAGCCGUGUUCAGCAAAUCACUGGAGACGCCACACGUCAGGGCCGAGCCUUUCAAAGAGCUGAGGCUGGAGUCUCCCACUCGCUCUCUGCUGAUGGAGGCUCCCAAAGGCAUCCAGAUCCUGGCCGAGGCCGGAGACAUCCAGGCCAUCUGCAGGAACGAGCUGAGACUGGAGUCCAAAGACGGAGAGAUCUCUCUGGACGCUCGGAGGAUCCGUCUGAUGCGGCUGCCCGAGGGAAAGGCCUCCACCAGCUCCUCGGCCUCCGGGACCAGGCAGACUGUCUACGAGGUUUGCGUUUGCCCCAACGGGAGGCUUUUCCUGUCCCAGGCCGGCACCGGAUCCACUUGCCAGAUCAGCAACAACGUCUGCCUCUAGGACCGAAACCCACAAAUAUAAAUAAAUAUACAGAUAACCUGCAAGAGAAGAUGGGCAGAACAGAUGGGAGGCUCACAAAUGGCCUGCCUCUAAAGGACUGAUUCCCAGCAAACACUUCAAACAAAGACUGCCAACGCUGAUGGAAAUAUUAACAAUCAUAGAUACUGUACUCUUACAGACAACACUGAUGUAAACACAAUACAAUCACAAACACUCUGAGGUCCUAGCGAUGUGUUUCAGCAGGCCAAACCUGAAAUUUUUGGAUGAAGCUGCUCACAGCUGAUAUUUUGUGCCAAUAUUUCAAUGCUAGGAAGAUAUUUUCUCCCUUAAUUUUGUACUUUUCAGAGUGUCAAAAACCUCUGAGACAUCAUUAAGAGCAUCAUGGGACACUUUAACUCCCCACCGAGUGUCACACACAUCUCAGCUCUUUCUACAGAACAGUACAGCGGGAGUUAUUAGGAUUUUAAACUGAAUUACAUCGUGUCAUGUGGCAGGUUUUAAAGACUUUUUAAUACAAGUGAGGUCAGAAGGGAAAAAUCAUCUUCAUCAGCUGAUAAAGUAAACUUUAAUAAUAAAAAGACAGAACUGGUACAUGAAGAUAAACUACACACCUACAGAUCCACACACUGGCUCACACAUAUGCAUCCACUCAGUUCACUUUAUGACAUGUUGAACACACCACACUUUCUGCUCGUAGGAGCCUCCUGGUAAAAACUGAGAGAAACCUCCAGAGAUUUCUCCCUCAAGAGCGUCUCAGUGCCAGGAUGAGUAGGGUGAUUACCAUGGAAACAGGCCCUGUAUCCCCUUAUUCCUCUCUUUUCUCAUUGUCUUUCUUUCUCCUCUUCAGAGAUAAAGUUUCCCUUUUUAUUAAACACAUUUCAAUCCCUCAAAGGCAUGAAAUUAGCUCUAGAUCAGUCUUACUCAACCUUACUAAACCAAAGAGCCAAAUUGUUGAAAAAUACCUUUGCAAGAGCCACAAUGUAAGUGAUGAAAAGUGGCCAAAAAAAAGCUUGAAAUAGCAAUACAAUAAGUUAAAGGAGGCAAAAAUGG
Messenger RNA from Cheilinus undulatus (humphead wrasse), 2173 nucleotides. RefSeq names its product sarcoglycan, delta (dystrophin-associated glycoprotein) (gene sgcd). Gene Ontology annotation, cellular component: sarcolemma; sarcoglycan complex. Lineage: Eukaryota; Metazoa; Chordata; Actinopteri; Labriformes; Labridae. The transcript has 8 exons. The record is from RefSeq and is a predicted model, not a curated record. Bases 242 to 1123 code for a protein of 293 amino acids. Gene Ontology annotation, biological process: heart contraction; cardiac muscle tissue development.